This is a messenger RNA of Mus musculus (house mouse), 6116 nucleotides long. RefSeq names its product potassium voltage-gated channel, Shal-related family, member 1 (gene Kcnd1). The record is from RefSeq and is a predicted model, not a curated record. The coding region runs from base 2966 to 4921 and encodes 651 amino acids. Gene Ontology annotation, molecular function: A-type (transient outward) potassium channel activity; voltage-gated potassium channel activity; monoatomic ion channel activity. The transcript has 7 exons. Gene Ontology annotation, biological process: potassium ion transport; transmembrane transport; monoatomic ion transport. Gene Ontology annotation, cellular component: neuronal cell body; plasma membrane; membrane. NCBI's taxonomy places the organism in Eukaryota, Metazoa, Chordata, Mammalia, Rodentia, Muridae.
ACUCUUAGCUCUACUGCUUCCUGACAGACCUCUCAAAGAGAGUAGAGCAGAAAUAUCCACAGAUAGAUGUGUGAGUAGCUGUGUAUAAAGUUGAGGGUGGAGAGAAACAAACAGAUGGAAGGGUGGAUAAGUGGUUAGAUGGACUGAGAGAUAAAUAAGUGGGUGGUUGUGCAGCAGGGAAAUAAAUGCAUAGGUAGAUGGAUGCGUGGCUGGAUGAAUAAAUGAGUAGAUGAAUCAGUAAGUGGAGAGAGUAUGGAUAAAUGGAGAUAUAAAUGGGCAGAUGGAUGUCUAGAGGGGUGGACAAAUGGAUGUGGAUGAAUUAACCAUAUGGGUAGACUGAUGGAUUUAUGGAGGGGUUGGAAAUGGCUAGAGUGGGGCUCAGGAUGUAGAAGGGAAUGAAAGGGAAGGUUAAGGUUGGAUGUGUACAUGCCAGGUGAAGCUAUGCAGUGGUUGAUAGAAAAAUGGAGUAUUGCUACUUAGAGAUAGGUUGGCACAGGGUUGGGUAGAGGAUGAGCCCGUAGGUGACUCUGGAUGGAUGGGUGUGGAGAGGGAUGGGCAUUGUCUUUGGUUUUGCGGGUGGAAGGAUGGGUGCGUGAAAGCAUAGGCAAGUCAGGAGUAUGAAAAGGAAGCAAGUGAACAGAAUGGGUGGGUAAAUGGCUCACGAGGCUAGGCAGUUCUACUUUACUGCGCUCUCCUCACACACCUUUAGUUACUUAAGACUAGGCAUCCUGCCAGGCCUUACCUUAUGCCAACCCCCGAUCGUGGUACUUCAGUGAAUGCUCUAAAGGACACUGUCAAGUUGGGAUAAGUCUAUCUGACCACUGGGAAACAAGUCACCCGAUCAAGGACAUAUCACGUCUGGCAGAGCUGGAGUUAGAGCUCAUAGACAUAUCCCGGAGGCAUUCAGUACUCGCGUUGUGAUACCCAGAAGCAGGGCCCACUAUGGAGAGGUGUGAUCAGAGGGCAGUGGACUGAAAGCCUUGCUCUUUUUGGUAAGGGGCCUACAGGUAGGUGGGUGGUACCUGGAUUGUCCCCAUCUGUACUGCCCUUGCCCCUCAUUUUGCAUCUCCAAACUGGAAGAUGCUUACAGGAACCCCACAAGCAAAGUGUGCUUUAGAAGUAGGGCCCUGACCUGUGCUCUCCCUCCAGAGCAGAUCUGGAGGCCUGGUCAUCUAAAGAAACAUCCACACUAGUCCCCCCUCCCCCACUUCUCCCCGCCUUUCCACAGCCUGGGGGCAGGGAGGGGACACAGCACUGCAUCAUUCCCCGUGGCACUCCGCUCUGGGGCCAUUAACAGACGCCUUCCCAUCGAUUGGUUCUGCUAAGUGCUGCUGAUUCAGACGGGUGGGGGUGAGGGCCCCUAGGGGCAGUGGGGGUAGGAACUGGGCAGAAAAAAGGGGGGAGUCCAGGAAGUAGGAGGUGGGGAGAACUGGCAAAGUUCCCUGCCACCCCCAUUUUCCAGAUGACACGACUGAGGCCCAACCAGCUCUGUAAGGAGGCGGAGUUUCCCCAGGGUCCCUCUCAAGCUGUCCUAGGGGAGGGGGCUCUGGGAGCCACGUGGCCCCUCCCUGCCUCUCGCUUCAUCUCCCGACAAGCUCCAGAGGGGCGGGGAGAGAACGCUGGAGGAGGAGGAACUCCGGCAGCUCUGCAGAGGGGGCCAGGAGCUCCGGUAUUUGGUACCCCCAGCCCCAACGCUGUUGCUGCUGCUGCAGCGGGGACACAGGCCUGGCUGUGGCUGCUCUCUUCCUCCUCCUCCUCCUCCUGCUGCUACUGCUGCUGUUAUUGCUGCUGCUCCCACUGCUGCUACUGCUGUGGCUGGGCACACACAGCCAGUUCCUCGGUGUGUGUUUACCUCAGACCUGCGCUCAACGAACGGUGGGACCCAGCCUUCUCCUGGUCUUCUCUACCAGCAUCCUGCAAGGUUCAGCCGCCCCUCUCCCGGAAGACACACCCAACUUUCUUCCAAUACCCCGCCCCCUCUCCAACCUAUUUUGAGGGAAUCCCCUCCUCUUAGCAGUCUUUUGAGUUUCCCUUGUGUGCUUAGGGGGCUAUAUCCAACUUGAGUACACUUGAGUAUCAGCCCUUUGGGGUUCCCCAGACUCCCCGUUCUCAUCCAGAGCUCUUCAGAUAUGGACCAGGCUUCCUAAGCUCCUCCAGGUAACCUCUCGCCGGCUUCUUAAAAAUAAGCCAGUCCCAUAUAGCACUUUAGCGAUCCUGAGCCCUAAUCCUCACGUCUCCUACCUUCCCUAGAACUCCUGUAGAUUGUAGUUAAUACCCUCCAGGCUCUCCUUGGUAGUGCCAGUCACUCCUGAGAUACUUUUUAGCAUCUUUUACAACCUCCUGGCUCUAGAGCUACCCUUGAGAUGCUCCAGUCCCCUUUUGUGAUCUACAAGGGGGCUCCAACCCAGGGAUCAUUUCCUGUAAGUCUUCUGGGUGUGGACAGCCCUCCCUUCAGCCUUUUCCAAACAGCUCUGGUUCCAUCUCCACCGCUCUGAAUGCCCCUACCUGUCUCCUCUCCAACCCAACUGAGGGAUUGCAGGCCGUCCUUUACUGAGAACUCUUGAGAGUGCACAACUCCCAACCUAGUUCUUGGUCCCUCUGGACACCCUCAGACAACUCUCAGGAAUGUGUUGCGUCCUCUAGAAUCAUCUCAGACUUUCUAGACCUGAGGAUCCUUCUUGGUUCCUCUGGCUCGUCAAAGCCUUCUCAGUCCCUUAGAAAGCUCCCCCAAGCCCCCUAAGUUCCUGUCUGUCUCUCUAGUUCCUCCUCCUGGUUCCUCUUGGUCUUUCCUUUCUCUCUCUCUCCCCCUCCCCAUACACACACACACACACACACACACACACACACACACUGGUUUCCUUUUCUGGGUAGCCCAAGGUCUCUCCAAGCCUCCACCAUCCUGGCGGUAGCCACAUUCUCCUAAACAAAACAUCCCCAAGUCUCCGUGGGCCUGGGGAGCUGCAGGAUGGCGGCAGGUGUGGCCACAUGGCUACCAUUUGCAAGGGCCGCAGCAGUGGGCUGGCUGCCCUUAGCCCAGCAGCCCCUACCCCCUGCACCGGAGGUGAAGGCAUCCCGAGGGGAUGAGGUUCUGGUGGUGAAUGUGAGUGGUCGGCGCUUUGAGACCUGGAAAAACACACUGGAUCGCUACCCAGACACAUUGCUGGGCAGCUCGGAGAAGGAAUUCUUCUAUGAUGCUGAAUCUGGCGAGUACUUCUUUGAUCGUGACCCAGACAUGUUCCGGCACGUGCUGAACUUUUAUCGCACUGGCCGGCUGCACUGCCCCAGGCAGGAGUGCAUCCAGGCCUUUGAUGAGGAGCUGGCCUUCUAUGGCUUGGUCCCAGAGCUGGUUGGUGACUGCUGUCUUGAAGAGUACAGGGACCGUAAGAAGGAAAACGCAGAGCGCCUGGCAGAAGAUGAGGAGGCUGAGCAGGCCGGGGAAGGUCCAGCCCUUCCAGCAGGCAGCUCCCUGCGACAGCGACUCUGGAGGGCCUUUGAGAACCCCCACACGAGCACUGCAGCCCUGGUUUUCUACUAUGUGACUGGCUUCUUCAUAGCUGUGUCAGUCAUUGCCAACGUCGUGGAGACCAUCCCAUGUCGUGGUACCCCACGAUGGCCCUCCAAAGAGCAGUCGUGUGGUGACCGCUUCCCUACAGCCUUUUUCUGUAUGGACACAGCCUGUGUACUCAUAUUCACAGGGGAGUACCUGCUGCGGCUCUUCGCAGCCCCCAGCCGUUGUCGCUUCCUGCGGAGUGUGAUGAGCCUUAUCGAUGUGGUGGCCAUCCUACCCUACUAUAUUGGGCUGUUCGUGCCCAAGAAUGAUGAUGUCUCUGGUGCCUUUGUCACCCUCCGUGUGUUCCGGGUCUUCCGAAUCUUCAAGUUCUCCAGGCACUCGCAGGGCCUGAGGAUUCUGGGCUACACCCUCAAGAGCUGUGCCUCUGAGCUAGGCUUUCUCCUCUUUUCCCUCACCAUGGCCAUCAUCAUCUUUGCCACUGUCAUGUUCUAUGCUGAGAAGGGCACGAGCAAGACCAACUUCACAAGCAUCCCUGCUGCCUUCUGGUAUACCAUUGUCACCAUGACCACACUUGGGUAUGGAGAUAUGGUACCUAGCACCAUUGCAGGCAAAAUUUUUGGGUCCAUCUGCUCACUUAGCGGUGUCUUGGUCAUUGCCUUGCCUGUGCCAGUCAUUGUAUCCAACUUCAGCCGCAUCUACCACCAGAACCAGCGUGCUGACAAGCGCCGGGCACAGCAGAAAGUGCGCCUGGCAAGAAUCCGUUUGGCAAAGAGUGGUACCACCAAUGCCUUCCUGCAGUAUAAGCAAAAUGGGGGCCUCGAGGACAGUGGCAGUGGCGACGGACAAAUGCUGUGCGUUAGGAGCCGCUCUGCUUUUGAACAACAGCAUCACCAUCUGCUGCAUUGUCUGGAGAAGACUACGUGUCACGAGUUCACAGACGAGCUAACUUUCAGUGAGGCCCUUGGAGCAGUCUCACUGGGUGGUCGCACCAGCCGCAGUACCUCAGUAUCAUCCCAACCAAUGGGGCCUGGGAGCCUGUUCUCAUCCUGCUGCUCUCGAAGGGUCAAUCGCAGAGCCAUCCGCCUUGCCAACUCUACUGCCUCUGUCAGCCGUGGCAGCAUGCAGGAGCUAGACACACUAGCAGGUCUUCGGAGGAGCCCUGCCCCUCAAACCCGCUCAAGCCUCAAUGCCAAGCCCCACGACAGCCUUGACCUGAACUGUGACAGCCGGGACUUCGUGGCCGCCAUCAUCAGUAUCCCCACCCCCCCUGCCAACACGCCAGAUGAAAGUCAACCUUCCUCCCCUAGUGGUGGUGGCGGCAGUGGUGGCACACCCAACACCACUCUCAGGAACUCCAGCUUGGGUACUCCGUGCCUCCUCCCUGAGACUGUCAAGAUCUCUUCCCUGUGAGGAACGGGCCUGCCCAUUCAGAGGGCCUUCUUUAUUCUUGGGAACUCCUUUCCAAAGCCAUAUUUUGGGGGAGGCAAAGAGGGGCAGACCUGGGAACUCCCUGUGCCGCCUGACAAGAACUAUGCAAUGGAGUUUCAUGGAAUGGCCCACCUGGUGGGAACGUAGGUAGGGAAUGAGGAACUUCCCUCAGUCCAGACAGUUUUUCUAGUGGGAGCUUGAAGCAUGGGACUCCAUAGGUCCCUGGCCUCCUUGGCCCAGCAUGCUGGGACUGGCCUGUCUCUCCUAGUUGGCCUCUUGCAUGCCUCUUCCCUUGGGCCCUCAGAGGCAGCUUAAAGCUUUCUAUAGUCUGACAUUUGAGGUCUGUCUGGUCUGACAAGAGUUAAGAGUUCCUCUUCUCUUUGGUUGUGUUGUGCAAGUUUGGGAGUUCAGGGAAGAGAACCCUCAUCUCCAAUUUAGCCUCGAGGGGCAAGGUUUUGCCCUUCAACAGGCCCAGCAUUUCCCGGAUUUGGAAGCUUGGAAUGCAACCCUGGGCUGGCUUAAUGGGCUGUGGCCUCUGUAGUGACCUGCUACCCUCAUGCUUUGGCUGAGGGGGUCAGGCUGCUUCUCCCAACACAGAGAUAGCACAAACACUACCACCCCUUUUCCCUGGCUAGCUGCUGGAAGUGAGUUCCCACCACCUGUCUUCUGCUGGGCCUCCAGCAAACUCUAGCAAUAGCAGCUGCUGCCAUACCAAUAUGCAAAGCCUUGGACCAAUUUGCUGCAGCAUAUACAUCUGCUCUGAUCAGAUGGGCCACAUCUAACUACUCUCUUCUCUGAUGUGCUUUCUUCUUGGGUUGGUCUGGAGUCUGGACCUGCUGAGAUAAGAGACUAACAUCCAGCAAGAGCUGGACUGGGUGGUGAGAUCAUGGGCUGGUUUCAUAUUCUUGGGCAGAAGUCCAGAAGUAGUGUGGGCAGAGGACUGAACUGUUCCUGACCCCUGGGAGAGAUAGAAGAUAUCGCCUCCUUCUCUGCUGUAACUCCUUUGCACACUGUCUUCUCCUCCCUCUUGGGUCACCUUCUGGAUCUAUGCUCUCGACUGAAUCUCAUGUCAUCUCAGGUUCCCUGUCUCCAGCUCUGUCCCUCUGAAGCUGGCAGCUGACAAAGAUGAAGUUUUCAUCAGUCAAUAAAGCCUAAGAGGAGAGAUGUGGACUGAGCA